Trichoderma virens Gv29-8 is the source of this 819-nucleotide messenger RNA. RefSeq lists its product as uncharacterized. The record is from RefSeq and is a predicted model, not a curated record. The transcript has 3 exons. NCBI's taxonomy places the organism in Eukaryota, Fungi, Ascomycota, Sordariomycetes, Hypocreales, Hypocreaceae. The coding region runs from base 1 to 819 and encodes 272 amino acids.
AUGGGUUUCACCAAGAUUGUUCCUCUUCUGCUGCUCGCCGCCAAGGCUGCUCUGGCCAACACCCCUAUUGCCGUGAGCGACUUCACCCAGAAUGGAGGUCUAGCCGCAGCUAUGGCCGCCGCUCCUAUGUGGUACAUGGCUUCAGGCACAUGCAUGCCCUCAGCUGCUGAGGAUGGCGAAGGCAACCAGACCAACGGCGUGGAUGCAGACAACUGCAACAUCAACGCGCUCGCAAACGGCUGCCCUACUCAGCCAACCUGGCAGGGAGCCAAUACAUUUUAUGGAAACGUUUCGGGGGAGCCAUUUUUUACGAUCCCGACGUACUGGGCAUCGACUUUCUGCAAUGGAGAUUCCUCUGGCUCUGAUGCUUCAUACCGUAUCAUUUAUUAUGUGUACUUCAAGAAGGACACUGGCCACAAGAGCGACUGGGAAGGUAUCGUCGUGAGAUUCACCAGCCCGGAUGGAGGAAACACCUAUACUCGUGAAUCAGUCAUUAUGGAGCAAGAUGGUAACCACGUCCACAUCAGCUGGUCCGAUGUCAAUGAUACUUUCCAGGGCGAUGACGACUGGCAGGCGUUUGCUCAGAAGAACCUUGACCACGGCAAGUUCUACUUUGGCAAAUUCCACCACUCGGUUCACCAGGACUGGUACACCGCAGCUUUCAAGAACACUUGCCCUCCUCUCUCGGCUGAUGACUACCGUAACUCCGACUACCAAUUCUGGGCUGCGAACAACCUGCGUCCCGUGUCAGUCUUGAACCCCAACUGGGUCUGGGGCAAGGCUGACUCGCCUGCCAAUAUCGACAUCUGCUCUUACUAA